AUUUUUCUGAAGGUUCACAUCCAGCAAUGGGUGACGAUUCCAUUCCCACCUUGACUCUUCAGCCGUCGCCUCUGAGUGUGGCCUUGCAGCAGCUGCAGGAGGUCUUCGCCAACGAGUGCGCCCCGCAGCUCAUCGAUGUGGCCAUACUCCGGGCCAAGGGCAACGUGGAAGCCGCAAUCGAGUGGAUCUGCGAGCAAAUCGAGAGCCAGCAGGCUGCUGCUGCCGGAGGGUCUGCCCUCAGAGCUGAGGCGCAGAGCCAACCGCAGCAACAGGGGCAGCAGCAGCAGCCGCCGCAGCAGAGUGCGGAGGAGGCUGACCGACUGCUGGCGCAACAACUAAGUGAAUUCGGGUAAGAACGAAGACGGAUGAUCAUCGUGUGACUCCCAGGCAUCCUCUCCUUGAUGUGUCUGUGUGUGGUUUGAUCAUCAGGGACACGGGGGCUGACUUGGAGCGACUGUUUCCCUCCAAGGACCGCCAGACUACAUCAUCGAGGCCCUCCCGGCCGCCCAGGGCCACUGGCGCCUCCCCCAGCCCCUCCCCCUCCCCGCCCCCCCAAUCGCAAUCGCGGCUGCCCAACUGGCUGGGCUCCAUCAUACAAAGCACGCGAGAUACCGUCAAGCAGGCCAGGCAACGGCAGCCCACCAGCAGCGGCGGCAGCGGCAACAACAGGGCUGAUGUCGAGGAGACCACCGGCCAGACGCCUUUCACUGCAGAAAAGCUUAAGGGUGAGGGGAGAGGGGGGAGCACAGAACUACCAAUGGAUGGAUGGAUGGAUGGCUCCUCUUAUUCUUGCGUCUGUGUGUGCAGAGAUCCGUCAGCGGAUGAAGCAGGGUGUGCAUCGUGUGCUGCGGUCGUCAUCCUCUCUGCUCAACCGGCGUCGGCAGGCCCCUCUGCCCCACUACCCCUCCCUGACGGAGACCAGCGAGGACGACCUCACCAUCACAUUCGGCAGGCGGGGAGUGCGUGCGGGGCCGCAAGAGGUCUACCAUGACGACGAUGAGUUCUGGGGGCUCGACAGGCGGAACGGCGAGGGCGGCCAGGGGGGUGGUGGUAGAGCUGGGGGCCAGGGCGACGGCGUGGACCCCCUGUCGGAGCUCAAGCCGCAGCCUGUCGAUUUUGGAGACGCCAUUGAGGCGCCCUCUCCGUCGAAGGUACGUCUGUCUCUUGCGUAAACACGCGUCGUUGAUGCAGCAUGACAUGAAUGGAUCUGGCGUGCUUAUGUGUCUGCAGGUUGGUGGUGCUGCCCGGGUCCCACCUGCGGCGCAGAGGGACACAUCAACUGCAGCAGCUGCUGCUGCUGAUGGCGGGUCGUCGGGGGCGGACGUGCAAGUCAUCUCUAUCAGUACUGAUGGAUGCACGGGGCGAUCCCACAAUGGUCGGUGAACCGCAGGGUUGUUGGUGUCUGUCUGUCUGUCCUCUGUGGUAUGUCAGGCACGCCCCCCGACACCCCCGAUGCAUCCCCCACCCACCAGCCACCGCCAGCCUUCCCAGCCGAUGACAACGCAGACGCAUCGGAGGCCCCCGCCAAACCGGGUGCCGGUGACGAUGCUGGUGAUGGACCGGCAGACGGCCAGCAGCAGCAAGAGGGAACAGCUGAGGAAGGGCCAGCUGAUGGGGAUCAGUGAGUGUGCUGGCUGGCUGGCUCGGUGGAUGGAUGGACGGGUUGAGUGUUUUUGUCUGUCUGUCAUCUAAUUCGAUACGACGUGUCAGUCUGUGAUGUGUGUUUGAUUGGGUUGGUGUGAUGGAUGGUGUAUGUAUUCAUUUAUCGCAUCAUUCUUGUAUGCGCCAGUCUUGCUGUCUGUCCGGCUCUCAUAAGCACCGUUUCCACCAUUUCCAUGUGAGUGAAUGAGACUUAUUCUUCCCUGUCUUCGCUCAUGCCUUUUCAUGCCGGUCGUGUUGGUUGCCCUGGCUAUGAGCCUUCUCAGAACCAGAGCAGUCAACACGGCCGGCAAGCAAAGGCAUGAGCAGAAGAACGGGCGAAGAGGGGGACCGAUGGAUGACCCUUGCUACGAUAGAUACUCAAUGAAACAUACAUUCUCA
Molecule: messenger RNA, 2040 nt
Organism: Vitrella brassicaformis
Lineage: Eukaryota; Vitrellaceae
Source: the annotation of a GenBank genome assembly